AUAUAUACCAGGACAUUCGUGAUUUAUCCCCUUGUACUGAAGCAACUUCAUUUGGAUAUCAGGAACUUGGAAAAAACUUGGAUAAUUUCGGCAAUUAUAAAAUUUCAUUGUUAAGAAUAUCGUCAGAUAAUUGCCGAAAUAAAGCCACUAUAACAACAAUAUUCGAUUUAUCUGGAUACGAGGAACUUAUAGAAACUUGGAAAAUUUUAGCAAUUAUAGAAUAA
Molecule: messenger RNA, 224 nt
Organism: Racocetra persica
Lineage: Eukaryota; Fungi; Glomeromycota; Glomeromycetes; Diversisporales; Gigasporaceae
Source: the annotation of a GenBank genome assembly